This is a messenger RNA of Pseudopipra pipra, 8146 nucleotides long. RefSeq lists its product as uncharacterized. The coding region runs from base 2598 to 3602 and encodes 334 amino acids. NCBI's taxonomy places the organism in Eukaryota, Metazoa, Chordata, Aves, Passeriformes, Pipridae. The record is from RefSeq and is a predicted model, not a curated record. The transcript has 2 exons.
GCAGAGGGGACGGGGACGGCGGCGAGGGGGGACCGGGGGAGCCGGGCCCGGGGGAUCCGCAGAGGGGGCUUUGGGCGGUCCCGGGAGGGGUCACACGGACCGCCAGGGACGGGCCCGGCCGUGAGGGGAGCGCGGGGGAAAGAGUCCGCGGGGCGGCCUGGCACGGGAGAAGGGGAAGGAAUAAUGAGCGAAUGUUUUAUAUGUGCUUAAAAUUUUGAGGUUUCUCAUUGUGCUGUUUUGCGGUCCUGCCUCAGGAGAGCCUCUGGAAAUGGAAAUGGAGAUCCCCGGCGGCACCUGCGAAGUUCUCUGUUGUUCCUCCUCCAUCCAGAGCCACCCGCUGGGCAAGCUGCAGGAUGGAACGCUGCUGCUCCAUGGAUUUAUUUGGGAAUUAGAAUUUCCCUAACUGAUGGCCUCCCCUUGGGAAAACAAGAGACCAGGAGGGCUGGAUCACAGACCUGCAAACCAGGCUUGGGCAAGGAAUUCCUCUGGGAACUUGGCAAGUGCUCUUACUGUGGAUACAGGCAAAGAGGACGUGUAAUUUAACAACUUUGCUAUCCCUCUGUAUGAAAAAAAGAUCUAGUGCUUUUCCUGCUGGUUUGUGUUGCCCCUGUGACACCACUAAUGCAGGUAGGGCAGAGUCAGCUUCCUGGCCAUUGCAGCAGGAGCAGAAUCAUUGAUUGUGCUUCCUGAAUUUCUAUUAAUUUUCAUAUUGAAGUCAGCAAUAGUAACUUUUAAUAGUCAAUGGGCCAGGCUGACAACUAGUAAACAGAGAGAUCUGUAUUGAAAUUGUAAAACAAACAUGGUAUAAAAAUCAGAGGAAGCCCCAUUGCUUUUCUCCCAAACACCUUCCAGAGUAAAAAUCUUAUUUCAGCCUCUCUGCUUGUGAAUUGCAAGAGGUGGAGUUUGUGUGUAAUGUCUAAAAAUACUUGUGAAGGACUUUACCUGAAUUGUGUGAUCAGUGCUGAUUACACAAAGAAAGCCUUCUGCACACAGCUGGCCUGCCAGGACCCAGGAGGAGGACGGGUGUGCUCAGAGUGUUCUGUUCAGGGGGAUGAUUGCAGGGAGCCAUCCAGGCUGCCCUGGGAAGGAGCACUCCCACCCUCACUGCUUGGCACUGUGCUGAGCCAUAGGAUGGGGCUGGAAUGAAAAACUCCUGCUGUAUGUUGGGGUUUUUUGGAAAAGAGAAGGAUUUCUGCACAGACACUCUCUGGAGUGCAGGUGAGCACCCUGAUGCUCCACAGUGUCACUUCUCAGCAGCUCUUGCUGGGCCUGCCUUGCUGCUGUUGGAGUCGUUGAGGUCUCAGCAUUUCCUGUAUUAAUGUCUGUGCCACAAUUGCUAAUUGACCAUGAAAUUUUAGCCUCCAGUCACACAUACAUAUCUGAAGUCAUUUUGUUCUAGUGAAGUAAGUCUUCUUGACCACCAUUAAAAGCUCUGACUUGUGUAGCAGGGGACACUACUGAAAAAUCAUGGUUGUUUGCUUAUUAUUCAAAACAAUACCCUUGCUUUCUGACAUAACAUAAGGGUAAAUUGUAAAUUUAUUUCCUACACAGUGGUUAAAAUCCAUUGUGUAGAGAGGAGUUGUAGCCCAGAUGAAUGUAUUCCUAUGCUGCCAAAACAGAUUUAAAUCUGGUAGCCAGUAAUUGUUUCAUCUAAAAAAAAUAGCAGUCUUUGUUAGAAAAAAGGAUAUUUUAGAGACAUUAAGACUUGGGAGCUUUAGCAAAACAACUGAAGAGGAGAUACUUUUCUGUGCUAAUAGAAGUGAUAUAAUAUCACAAUUUGUAAAUUCACGAAAUACAUCUUCCAAAAAUAGCUCUUACAAGAGCUAUAGACCUCUCUCAAGUGUAGGAUUCUGCUGUUGGAUUUGCCUUCCUUGACCAUAUAAACGGCAGUACCCUUGCUCCUCUCCAAGGAAAUCUGUGGUUUAACUACACAUGCAUCUUAGCAGAGACCAGAGACCCAAGUGUGACAAAUAGGAAAUUGCUCUCAUCUUACAGAGUUUGAUUAAAGCUUUAGGCAUAGAGCUUUUUAAAUGACAAAUGCUCAAUGAAAUAAUAUUAUGUCUUUAUACUCCAGAGCACUAUUAAUCUGAGGUUUCAGGACCUUAAGAAAUGUUAAUUAACUCAUUACCAUUGAUGUAAAGUAUUAGCGUUGCACUCAUCUUGUGGGCUGGUAGCUGAGGCAUGGAAAUACUGGGUUCUUCAGGAAGAAUGAGAUUGGGGUUCCCUCCCAUGUGUGUUCCCUGUCAGGUAUUUACAGAGAUGUUAACUGCUCAUGCACUAGUGAACUCCAUGGAUCUCCCAUCAAGUUAGCCCAAAAGGAGCAGGAACAACUUUGGGAGAGACUGAACAACUGCAGUAGUACCCAAAGCAGGAUGUUAAUGCAGCCUGGAUAUUUGGGAGCCCAAAUUUGAUAGCUAAGAAGCCAGGCAGUGCUCUAAGGAUUUGAAGAUUUGAGGAAUGUUCAAGGAUGUUCAAGGAAAGAACAGAGACACUGUUGGCUCUUCUGCAGAAAGGUAAAGGUUUGCAUCACCUUAAAUAUAUUUUUUUCAGAAAGCUGGGGCCAAAGCACCGCCCCGGGGGCGAACAGCAGAGCCGGGAUGUUCCGAGUUCCUGCUCGGGACCGCCGGGCAACUCCCGGGGCAGGGGCAGGGCAGGUGUGGGGAAGGACAGGACGGGGACAGGGCAGGGGAGGGAAGUACAAGGCAAGGUGUAGGGAGGGACGAGGACAAGGCAGUGUGGGGCAGGACAGGCCGGGGCCGGGCCGGACGGGCCCCGGGCCCUCCCGCAGGAGCCCAAUCCUCGGUGCGGGGCCGCCACCUCUCGGCCGCCAUCGGCAAAGCAGCGGCACCAUCGGCACCAUCGGCACCAUCGGCACCAUCGGCACCAUCGGCACCAUCGGCACCAUCGGCACCAUCAUCGGCACCAUCGGCACCAUCGGCACCAUCGGCACCGCGCUGCCGCACCCCCGGCAGCCCGCACUCCCCAUCCCGCACUCUGCAUUCCCGCACUCCCGCAGCCCGCACCUCUGCAUUCCUGCAUCCCGCACCUCUGCACUCCCGCAGCCCGCACCUCUGCAUUCCUGCAUCCCGCCCCUCUGCAUUCCCGCACUCCCGCAUCCCGCACUCCGCACUCGUGUGCUCCCGCACCGCUUCGCAGUGGCCGAUUCCCGCUGGCAGCUCCCAUUUCAGGCGCUGCUGGGCCGGACCGCGGGCCUGGGGCUCCAGCUCUGCUCCCAUGGCUCACACCCUGCUCCAGCCCCAGGCUGCUUCCAGGGCAAAGCCUGCCGAGACCGGGCAGGAAUUUUUACAAAUCCCCGCACCCAUCCGCGGGGAAAGGGAAGGGUGUGCAACCUGCAGAAUUUCUCUGCGCGAGUUUUAAAACCUGUGAAACCUGCGACACAUAAAAACCCAGCGGUACUUUCUAGCCAAGACAUGUUCACGUAUCAGGAACCGACAGCUGCGCUCUUUGGUACAAAAGCUGUGGUGCAAGACCUGGGAUGGGGCGUGUGGAGUCCCCCCGGUGACUCAGCAGGAACCCUCAGACAGCCGCGCAGGGGGCACUUUCUCAGCGCUGCCACACUGAGGUGUCCUGCAGCAGUUUAGGACUGCCAGGUAUCUGUAGAGUGGGUUCGAGGUGUAGAUCUGCACAGGAUCCAUCAAUAUCCACAUUUCCUAAACCUGCAUGUGCUGAAAUUUUGUUUUAUCUAAUGAACCAAAGUUCAUUAGACUUUGGACUAUAUGAACCACAUGGUCACUAGAAUCAAACAAUUGCUGCAUACAGGAAUUAAUUCCCAUAGACAAGCAGCACAGCACACAAAGAAUUAGCAGUGGGAGCCUUAACCAAAGUGAGCACCACCUGUGAUUGCUGACCUGACCGUCAAGAGAGACUUGAAAAGUAUUUUGAAAAGGCAAGCCCAGGAACAAAAAUGACGGCAGGAAAAACACGGAUAUAAUGGAGACGCUGAUUUUACAAUACCUGGACAUUUUCCACACACAUUCCACCUCAUGGCCCAAAAGAAAUGGUAAGUGCUCUUCUCUGUUCUGUAUAAGACCUGUAUUACUUCUCCCUUUCAAGUUUGCUCCACUGUUGCAGAUGCCAGGUACCCUGUUUUUUCCCCCUCAAAUUGUUUAACUGAUUUACUUAGCAAAGUUAAAUCCAGAGCAAUUUCUUCCUGUCUAUCCUUAGCAAAAAGUUUGCUCUUUCUGUGCCACAUCUCAAGAAGAAUUUGUAUGUGGCCAGUCUGAAUAAAAAAUUGACCUCUCCUUGCAAGCCAUCCCGCUCUUAAAAACGUAGGACACUUAAUUUAUUAGAAAUACUUAAAAAUGUAGAUGUAGGCAGUCAGCUCAGGUAUUUCAGAGUUGGUGCACUGACACAGUCACCUGCCCUCAGGUUGCUCUGGGCUUUUAUCCCCCAAAGUGCUGCUCCAAGUGAGCUCCAGUCCACCCAGAUCUCCAUAGUGACCUCGCACUCAGGUUUGUUUCCCUGCUAAACCCAAAAGCUGUGAAGCUCUGCAAAUCUGGCCCCUUUUUUGUCUUUGAAACCUGGGACUGGAUUUGAAAGUCUGAUCCCUUUUUUUAUUAUCAGUCCUCAGGGAAAUCCAUUCUACUAAUUUCUUUGUGGCCACACAAGGGAUUCGUUUCCUUAGUGGAAAAUGAAAGCAGGAUUCAAGACUGUAGUUUUGUUUGGUUUCAUAUAGUAAGUUAGUACAAUGGAUUUAAAUGGAAGUGGAAUUAUAUAUGAAAAUUUUUUAUCAUGCCACAAAAUUUCAAUUAGGGGAAAUUAGCCACUUGGUUCUUUCUGAUAAAUUAAUCAUAGAGAUUAUCUAUUAAAUGUGCCACUUAACCUUUCUGGCAUAAGUGCCUGAGGCAGUAGCAUUCAGGCUCUCCACAUUAAUUUGGAAAUAUUAAUUUCUUGGCAGCUGUCUUCCAAAAUGGAAUUUUCACUUGUCUUUUUUCUAAGUAGGUCAUUGUGCAGCUGUUGUUAAUGGAGGCUGGCAUUUGUGAGAUGAGAAAUCCACCAUUGUACCCCACUGCUCCCAGAAUGGACCCCAUCAAUCACAGGAUAUCCUUCACUGAAAUGCCCUUUCUCACCCCAAAGGGGGCUAUCCCUCGCUGCGACAGCCUUUGGCCUUUGGCACUGGGAAUGUGUUUCGGGGGUUGUUGUGCAGGAGCUGAGGCACUGCUGUGUCCAUCCUGCCUGCCCUCCCUUAGGGAAGGGUUUGCCUUGACUUCACAUUGUCUCUUCCAUCUGCAUUAGAGCUGCCUUAGAAUUCUUCCUGAGGGGAACUGGUCUGACAGCUCUGAGCUGCCAAAGAAACAGCUGGUUCAACUGCUGACCCCCCAGGUCCAACUCUUCCUUCUCCCCUCUGCAGUGAAUCAAUUGUUCCUUUCACUGGGGACAAGGCCUCGCUGUCCCUGUAAUGCUCAGCUGUUGCACAGCUGAUGGAGAGACAAGCAACUCCUGCAACAGCUACAAACCUUGUCCUGUGCUCUUUAAAAAUGAGAAUCAGGAUAUAUUUCCUCCGGCCUGGAUAUAGCUCAUCUGUUGUAAAAUUUGCAUAGUCUGCUGCAGGAACAGUUUGAACUCUAGAACUCUGAGCAUUCCAGGGAAAGAAGAGAGGAAGUAAGAAAGUGCUGCUACCAAGGAAGCAGUCCAAGGAAAGAAAACAUGAAUGGCAGAUAACUUGUGUAAUUUAAGGUUAAUGAAAUGAGAGAGAACAUCUCAAAAUCUUAGAAUAAAGUGUUACGAAAGGAAGUAAAUGCAAUUGAUGUUAUGUGAGCAGCAAGCACGUUAGUUAUGGGUAACCAAAUCAGUGUCCUAGAAAGCAGAAUUGGUAGCAAGGCAGUGGUGUUACAGUCACAGUUUGUCCCUACUGUGAACUAGAAUCAAUACAUUAUUGAUCACCUUAUUGAUUACCUGAGCCUAUACAUUCUUGCACAGACACGAUGAGAAGCAUGAGAAGAAUUCUUAUAGAUCUGUGAUGUGUCCUGCUGACUUCGGGGUUGCUUCAGGUAAAUGUGAAGAUCUUCAAGGUUUAGGAUCUGGAGGAUUUCGAGACAAUUCAAACAGUGCAAGGACUAUGAUAAAAUGAGACAGGGAAGGGGAAUCAAAAUUGAGACCUGUGUCUCAGUUGUAAUUGAACUGGAGCUUGGACUGAGGUACAGUUGGGCAGCUGUGCUGCACAGGGCCAUGGGAUUCAAAUGUUGUGUGACAAGGAAAAGAACAAUUACAAGAUUCACGAGUCACACGAUCAGAGCAGUAAGAAGCUGCAGAGCUAUAAUGUGGUUCUGUAGUUUGGAAAGGAAGUGGAAAAGUGAGGUGUCCUGGAAAGAGAAGUUUAGUAAUGAAUGAGGAUUUAAGAAAGGAAUCAUUGAAGGGCCUUUCAGCAGGGCCAUGAAAUCCUGAACGUGAAGAGAGUAACAGCUCAGGUACCACCCAAGUUUUUCAGUGAAAGGCAGGAAUUGCCAAUUUUGAAAUAAUAAAUGUGGAGAAGUUGAAGCAAAAUUGAGACAUUAUCACCAUUUAAGAAAACACCAGGAACACUGGGAGGACCUGCAAGAGAGGUGAGUGUAAGUCUGUACACGUGGCAGAGCUGUGGCUUGAAGCUGAGCAGUGGGAAGAGGUGAAGGUGCUCUGAGAACGGUGAUUACUGCUAAUGACAGCAGAGAAACUCAGGGAAAAAUGUGGGGAAGGGAUCCCUGGGUUUGGUAGGGAUGUGGUAAGAUUUUAAUGAAAUCCAUUUCCCCUGAUUUGAGUAAAAUCAGGUGAGUCAGGAGCAUUUCAUGGCUGACUAUCAAAUGCUGUCAGCAAGGUUAACAUUUUAAAAAAGGAUAUUUGUUCUCUCUAACAGGAGAUAAUUUUUAAGCUAAAGAACUUCACAUCCUGGGUUACAGGUCCUGACUAUGAACACAAAUCUAGGAUUAUUGAGGGUUUGAUCCUAAAGGCCUUGAAAAGGAAGGAAAAUGUGUAAAGCUGACAUGUCAGUGUGCACAAUGACCCAAACUUUUUCAUAAAGGCUUACUGGGCACUUGUGUGCUCCUAUAUGGAAUCAACUCCAUAGUUCCAUUUUUACUUGUCGUUUCAUUUUCCUGCCUUCCCUGAAGGUGUGCAGGGAACCACAUCCAGUUGGGAAUGACCAGGUAGAUUUGGGUGGCAUGAGAGAAGGGGCUUUCUGUUCUAGAAAUUGCCCAAACCUAUGACCGGCCUGGCUGAGAGUGGCCUCCAAAAAUGGAAAAAAAAGGAAAAUGUAUCAAGUGAUUAGGACUUACUUUGUUAAAGAAAAAGGCUUUGGCCUAUUACACAGUUAUUUUAAGUCUGAAAAGGCAAACCAUAGAAACGAGUGAGGUGUGGAAAGGCCUUUGUUAAGGAUCAAUUAUGAAACACGUUCUGUUUUGCACAAGGAACAAGAUGCUGAUUCUGCAGCUUAAGAGUGGAGCUUUGAUUUCCGUGAUCUGAGUCAAGUUCACACUCUGUGACUCUGGUUCAGGCCCAGAUCCAUAAAGGGGUUUAGGUGCUUAAAACAUGACUUCACUGGGAUUUACUCCCCUAAGCUGCCGAGCGCAGUCUCUGGAAUUUGACAUGCUCCUUUCCACACUCAUGUUUGAACAACAGUCUGCUUUAUGCCCAAACAGCUCUGUGCCUCCGAAGGAUGGCACAGCUGCUGCCCUGCCUGUGCUGGCCUGCCCAGGGCUCGGCAGGGUGAGGAGGCAGGGAUGGGACACACAGGACAGCAGGAAUGGAUGAGGGCACCCAGGGAGAUGGGCAGGGAUGGGGCACCCAGGGACAUGGGCAGGGACGAAGGGAUGAGGGCACCCAGGGCGGCCCCCCUGCCCCGGAGGUGCAGCGGGUGCCCGGCGGCCCCGCCCGAGGCGGGUGCUGGGGCCGCCCCCGAGCGCUGCCCCGCAGGCCCGGCCGUGUCCGCCCCGGGGUAGCGAUACCCGGAGGGGGCAGCGUUUGUAACCGAGCCCCGCACGAGCAGGGCCCGGCACAGACCGCGGCCCCUGCGCCGCGACGGGGACACCGCGUUCCCCACACCGGGGGUACAACCCUGAGGGCUCCGCAGCCCCGGGGCCGCUGCGAACGCUGAGGGGGCCGGGGCAGGCGGGCGGCUGCGGCUCCGGCUGCGGCUGCGGCUCCGGCUCCGGCU